Brassica oleracea var. oleracea is the source of this 1107-nucleotide messenger RNA. RefSeq names its product rRNA-processing protein UTP23 homolog. The record is from RefSeq and is a predicted model, not a curated record. The transcript is spliced from 5 exons. The coding region runs from base 124 to 975 and encodes 283 amino acids. Gene Ontology annotation, molecular function: small ribosomal subunit rRNA binding. Gene Ontology annotation, cellular component: small-subunit processome; nucleolus. Lineage: Eukaryota; Viridiplantae; Streptophyta; Magnoliopsida; Brassicales; Brassicaceae.
GUUGUCUCUCCCGACAUCUCUGGGCGUUCAAUCACCAGACAAAAAAACCCUUAAAACCCUAGUUUUUUCUUCACCCUUCUCCGCCUCUGAAAAUCCGUUUCAAUCCAGAGAGAAGAAGACAAGAUGAGAGUGAAGAGGCAGAAGAAGAACAGGAGAACCGUGAGAUUCUUCACUGUCUGUUUCGGUUUCCGACAGCCUUUCAAGGUCCUUUGCGACGGCACAUUCGUCCACCAUCUCGUGUCUCACGAGAUCACUCCCGCCGACACUGUCAUCUCCGAGCUACUCGGAGGUCCCGUCAAGCUCUUCACGACCAGGUGUGUGGUUGCGGAGUUGCAGAAACUGGGUAAAGAUUACUCGGAGUCCCUCGAGGCUGCUCAGAUGCUUAGCACAGCUACGUGUGAGCACGACGAGGCGAAACCAGCAGACGUGUGUUUGUCAGAGGUACUCGGAUCCAAAAACUCUGAGCAUUUCUUUCUCGGUACUCAGGACGCCGUUUUUAGGAAAAAGCUUCAGAUGGAGUCUAUCGUUCCACUAUUGUAUGGUCUGAAUAACAGUCUGCAGAUCGACCAACCUUCUGAUUUCCAACGCGAGGUCGCAAAAGACUCUGAAAGAAAGCGGUUGACCAUGACCGAUGCAGAGAAGAGGAUGUUGGAGAAACAGACUGCGAGAAUUUUAGCUUCUAGUAGAGGAGAAGGAGCAGCUGAAGACGAGCAAUGGGAAACUCCGCGAGUGGCCAGUACAAGAAAUGGACUCGGUGUGAAGGAUAAACCCCAGUUCAAGCGAAAUAGAGCAAAGGGACCAAACCCACUUUCAUGCAUGAAGAAAAAGAAGGUGAACGAUGCCAAGAAACCUCAAUCAAAGCCCAAAGCUGAAUCGAAAUCUGGUGGACAAGAGGCAAAGAAAGGUGAAAGCGGUGGAGAAAAGAGGACAAGAAAACGGUCCAGAAAAGGAAAAGCUGGUCCGGAGGGAACCUGAGUGAGUGAAAAACAGUUGUUGUUACGUCACAGAAUAUCAUGUACCAAACACUAGACAAGAACUUGGUGCUGUUGUUCUUUUCUUUGUAAUUCUUUCAUCCAACGCAGUUAAUUUUAGCCUUUUCUUUGAUCA